Messenger RNA from Striga hermonthica, 1044 nucleotides. Lineage: Eukaryota; Viridiplantae; Streptophyta; Magnoliopsida; Lamiales; Orobanchaceae. The record is from the annotation of a GenBank genome assembly.
AUGCCCCUGACCACCUCAGAAUCACCUGACCAUUCAUCCAAAAACAGCUCCCAAAUUUCAGUAAUCUCAGAGCAAGAAUUUUCAUCAGUCACUUCUGUUACAAAUGGCUCACAGGACGAGACAAGCGAAAUGAGACCAACAAGGCUAAACCUAAACCUCGCACCGACCAAGACGAGGUCCCAUUCCUCGUCGCCGCUAUCCCACGAAAAAUCAAGAAAAUCGAAACACAGACACUAUCCGGCGAGCGGGCUACAGAAAACGACGAGCCUGAAGAGCUUGGAGGAGCUCGAGCUGGAGGAGGUAAAGGGGUUUAAGGACUUAGGGUUCAAUUUCGAAGGGGAGAGAUUGAGCAAGCGCCUGGUGAGGCUGAUCCCGGGGUUGCAGAGGAUCGACGGCGGCGGAGGCGCCGCCGCCGUAGACGAGGAGGACAGUGACGACGACGAGAUCGAGGAGGAGAGUAGUGGGGUUGUGAUGAGGCCGUAUUUAUCGGAGGCAUGGCUCUUGAAAAGUAGCGGCGGCUACGAUUGUGCGCCGCCGCUGGCGAGCAGGGUUUGCACGGCGGUGGAUAUGAAGAGGCGGUUGAGUACCCAUGGCCAGAGGUCAUGGGUUCAAGCCCCUCGGAGCGCAGAUAGUGGAACAAUUAAUACUGAGGGCUACAAGCGGCAGUGUGGGAGGCUGAAACUCGGUGGGAACCUGCGGCUGGAUAGGUGGGGCCAACAUGAAGUUGGGGGGACCAACAUGAAGCAACCACUUCGGUGGGACCCUGCGGCUGGAUAUGUGGGGCCAACUUGGAGCUGGGAGGCUAGCCAACCGAAGCCAAGAGAGCUGACAACUGCAGUCCGCUCCACUUCCCUCACUGGCCGCCCACAACACCAACACACAGAGGAAGAGUCGCAGCCCCGCCAAAAUACCACCUCUCGUCAUGGUGCUGACCGAAAUCGAUCGAGUGCGUCGCACCCGCCAGUGAGAAGGCUUUUUAAUCUACCGAGAGAAGAGGCGAGGUUUGCCGAAGUGGAGGCUAGGUUUGGAGAAAAUGUAAGAUAA